Messenger RNA from Syngnathoides biaculeatus (alligator pipefish), 1102 nucleotides. Its product is annotated as adenosine receptor A1-like. Gene Ontology annotation, molecular function: G protein-coupled adenosine receptor activity. The record is from RefSeq and is a predicted model, not a curated record. The transcript has 4 exons. Gene Ontology annotation, cellular component: dendrite; synapse; membrane. The coding region runs from base 67 to 1080 and encodes 337 amino acids. Lineage: Eukaryota; Metazoa; Chordata; Actinopteri; Syngnathiformes; Syngnathidae. Gene Ontology annotation, biological process: G protein-coupled adenosine receptor signaling pathway.
GAGCGUGAGUCGCAGGUGUGCUCCACCCGCAGCAGCGUUCGGGUGUCUCCCCUCCUCCGUCCGACUAUGUCUUGGGUCGUGUACAUUGGCAUGGAGGUGCUCAUCGCCGUCUCGUCGGUCAUCGGCAACGUGAUGGUGGUGUGGGCCGUGCGCAGCAAGCGCUGGCUCCGGGACACCACGUUUUGUUUCAUCGUCUCACUGGCCUUGGCUGACAUUGCGGUGGGGGCUCUCGUCAUCCCCCUCGCCAUAACCAUCAGCAUCGGAGUGAAGACUCACUUCUACAGCUGUCUGCUGGUCGCCUGCACCGUGCUCGUCCUCACGCAAAGUUCCAUCCUGGCACUGCUGGCCAUCGCCAUCGACCGCUACCUGAGGGUCAAAAUACCGAUGAGCUACAAGCGAGUGGUGACCCCUCAGCGAGCCGGCUCGGCAGUGUUGCUGUGUUGGCUGGUGUCCCUCAUAGUGGGCCUCAUACCUAUGUUUGGAUGGAAUAAUUUCCGUCGUCUCUAUGACAAUGGCUCCCUUGUCAGCGACGACCUCGUUGUGGAGUGCCAGUUUGAGACAGUCAUCAGCAUGGAUUACAUGGUCUACUUCAACUUCUUUGGCUGGGUGUUGCCCCCAUUAGUCCUCAUGCUCAUCAUCUAUGCGGAGAUUUUCUACAUGAUUCAUAAACAACUCAAUAAGAAGCAGACACAAUGCUCCUUGAGCCACGCAGACCCCAGCCAUUACUUCGGCAAGGAGCUCAAGCUUGCCAAGUCCUUGGCUCUUGUUCUUUUACUUUUUGCGGUGAGCUGGCUUCCCCUUCACAUCCUCAACUGCAUCACACUCUUUUGCCCCAAGUGUGACAAACCAUCAAGCCUCAUUUUCGUCGCCAUCCUCCUAACCCACGGCAACUCCGCUGUCAAUCCCGUCGUGUACGCUUUCCGCAUUAAGAAAUUCCGCACAGCCUUUUGGAACAUUUGGAAUCAGUAUGUCCUUUGUCGGGACCUGACUGGUCAGCUUCCUCAGAGAGGCAGUCAGAGAAUACAAAAUACCGCGAGGAGGCUGAGACACAACAUCGACGAUGACGACGAUGAUGUGUGACCCUUGGGAAACAGGCGGUUAC